Messenger RNA from Lichtheimia ornata, 675 nucleotides. RefSeq lists its product as uncharacterized. Bases 1 to 675 code for a protein of 224 amino acids. The record is from RefSeq and is a predicted model, not a curated record. NCBI's taxonomy places the organism in Eukaryota, Fungi, Mucoromycota, Mucoromycetes, Mucorales, Lichtheimiaceae. The transcript is spliced from 4 exons.
AUGUUUAAACGUUUCAUUUUUAAUCGUCUCAACUUGCCUGAACGUGCAGAGAGGUAUAGACCACGUGGUACUGCACAGCUCACCUCUAUUGAGCGUCAAUUCCCAUACUUGCUUCACACAACCCCAAAGAAGACCAUGAACGAGAAGCAGCGUAAAAAGCUUCAAAAAAAGAUUGAGCGGAUUGCUUAUUGGUUAGAUAAUGCAGUACCAGGAUCACCCAUUCCUCUUGGUAUCGAUUCGAUUUUGGGUUUCAUCCCAUUUAUUGGAGGCUUCAUGGGCUCAUUAUUAUCAUUGUACCAGGUGUAUUUAUCAACGCUUUUUGGAAUCCCAUUAUGGCUAUUGAUGCGCAUGACAAUCAGCUUGUUUAUCGACUUCAUUAUUGGUCUUGUCCCUGUGGUUGGUGCAUUCUUGGAUAUGUUUUACAAGGCCAAUCUUUGGAAUUAUGAGGCGUUGGAGGAUUAUCUUGUGCAUGAAAGUCAAGUUCCACAUGACAAUGUACCACCACCACCAUCAUCAUCGUCAUCCAGCGGUAGCAAAGAUACAAAAAUGAAUCCAAGGUAUCAAGACUUAGCAUCGAGUGAGAUCACCUGGACACAAUUGGGCAAGGAUAUCACUCAAUUGGGUCACACUGCAAUGGAUUAUAUCCCAUGGUCCACCAAACAACAUCCUGAAUAG